Messenger RNA from Gallus gallus (chicken), 3814 nucleotides. It is a transcript of the gene FAM3C, whose product is annotated as family with sequence similarity 3, member C. NCBI's taxonomy places the organism in Eukaryota, Metazoa, Chordata, Aves, Galliformes, Phasianidae. The record is from RefSeq and is a predicted model, not a curated record. The transcript has 7 exons. Bases 1382 to 1981 code for a protein of 199 amino acids.
AUGCAGUAGUGUCAUUACCUGGCUGAAGACUAAACAUGAGAAUAGCAGGUAAGCAUGCUCACUGAAAUCAGAUUUUGUCCUUUGCGCAAAAAGGUGUGAACAGCUUUAACAAGUUGUGACAAUAAUGGAAGGUUUCAAAGUAAACAUAAAUGGAACAGCAACUCCUGUUCUGCCAGUUAACUGAAACUUGAUUGAGAAUUUGGGAUGGUCUAAGAGGGAGCAGCUGGUUACAAAUGCUUCAGCUUAUCUGUGGUGGCUGCUUAAGGAGCUGUGACAUAAUCUUUGGCUACUAAUCAUGUAAGAUGAUGAGAGAAUAAGGAAAUGGUGAAUUAAUGGCUUCUUCUCUGUCCCACACCAUGACCAAAGAGUGCCAUGCACUUUUUAAAUACAGUGUCUGAAACCCUGAAUGGUUACAGAGAGUUUGAAGGCUGUGAAGCCUUUUAUUAAAGGUAAGAUACUUCAGUACAGUGUUUGAGCAAUUUCAUUAGGCAGAAGGUGUAGCUGUUAUAAAAAUAAGAUCUCAUUGCCAGUAUAGUACUAUGGGAAACUAUUACUUCAGGCGCUUCAGUUCAGUAGAAUAGCCUGUACAUUUGUGAGCAGUUGUGGUGUUUUGAUGUCUUGCACUUUAAUCAAAAGCAGUAAUUAAUGUUGCAGAAGGAACAGCUGUUGACUUCCCUAGGAGUCAGCAACACUUUCUUUUCUAGGAGGAUUGCACUUCAGCCUUAUUGAUAAAUCAGUCUUUUUUUGUCACUACUGUUGUUGGACAGUGUACACUUAUGGAACCUCAGGGAGUGUAACUGGGAACAACCCAUUAAAGCAAAACUGCUGAAGAACUGGGAGAAUGCUGUAAUUUUUAAAAGGCUGAAAAACUGCCUGGAAGAUGACUUUUCCAAGCCUUUCUUCUUCCCUAUUCCAGGCAGUUACUUUUGUUACUAAGUCCUACAAACAAAAAGAUAUGACAGCUCAUAUAGAAGAUUGAACUUGUAGCAUACAGGCUUGCUUUCAUUCAAAUACUGCAAGGAUAUUCAAGGAGAUUUCCUACCUCUUUUAAGUAAAGGGAGCACUUAAAAUUCAGUUGAGAGGGGGCAAGAUGUAGGUGGGAGAGGUCAGCUUGUUUGUACUCAUUCAUCUUGCAUACUGUCUACAGAAACAUACUGCUCUUCAAGUACCACUUUCCAAAUUCUGGUACCACCUUCUCGAGUAAAGUUACUUUGAAGUCCUUUUUUUCUGCUUCUUGUUGUACAUUUGGAUCAUCUGUUUUCUCUAGUUCUUGCCUGUGGCUCACUUUCCUUCAUAUGCAGUUGUCUUUGGAGUUCCACUGUCAUAUUUUUAAAUCCAGUUUGCAUCUGUGUUUUCUUGCACAGUAUACAUAUACUCACACAUGCAGUGGGAGACGAAGUCCAAACUGCAAGCAAACAAAAAAGUUUUUUAUUUCCUUUUGAAAGCUACAAAACCUCCAAGAUACAAAUGUGGGAUCUCUAAAGCUUGUCCUGAAAAGCAUUUUGCAUUCAAAAUGGCAAGUGGAGCAGCAAAUGUAGUUGGACCUAAAAUUUGUGUAGAAGAUAAUGUAUUAAUGAGUGGAGUUAAAAAUAACGUUGGCAGAGGAAUAAAUGUUGCCUUGGUCAAUGGUAAAACAGGAGAACCAUUAGACACUAAAUUCUUUGACAUGUGGGGAGGAGAUGUGGCACCAUUUAUUGAAUUUCUUAAAUCCAUACAGGAUGGAACCAUUGUGCUCAUGGGGACAUACGAUGAUGGUGCAACCAAGCUUAAUGAGGAAGCACGGAAACUGAUUGCUGAACUGGGAAGCACAUCCAUCACUAACCUUGGCUUUAGGGACAAUUGGGUCUUCUGUGGUGGAAAAGGAAUUAAAACUAAAAGUCCCUUUGAGCAGCAUAUAAAGAACAACAAGGACACAAACAAAUAUGAAGGCUGGCCGGAAGUUGUUGAGAUGGAAGGUUGUAUCCCUCAGAAGCAAGACUAAACCUACAGGAAAGGAAAGGAAGAAAAUGCACUUUCUGCUAUUAUUAGGGAGAGGGCUGUGAAGGAGACUGUACUGUAAAUAAUAUUUUUAAAGCAUGCAGCCAUCCUGUCGGUGUGUGCAUGAGCACUGACAUCUUGAAUAUUGGGAUUAUUUAUUGCUAACACACAUAAAAUCCUUUUUGUAAAUAUGUUCAAAGUAAAAGGAACAUCAAAUAAUUUCGAAACAGAUUUCCUAAAAGCACAGUAUUUAGUUUGCCUAUGGUGAGCAUCUUAUAGACCAACUGGCUAAUAAAUUGCAUAUGCCAAUAAUAAACAGAUCCGGACAAAUGUUGUACUGUCUUCUAACAUUGCUGUGAGAAUGUAACCUUUGUGGAAAAUAUAGAUUUUAGAGGUAAGUUAAUAAAGAGCUUUAAUUUUUUUUAUCCUCUGCCUUUUUAAUGGCAGCAUCACUUUUUAUUGAAACUAAUUGGUUAUUCUAAUACCAAGUGCUAAAAAAAAAAUAUUUUGUAGUCUCCCACCAUAACCGAAUACUCUGCAAAGGAGGAAAACAUGAUAGUGAAAUACAGAUAUACCAUGAAAAGCACAAUAUAAGUUAUUUUUACUAGGGGAAGAGCAAAGGUAAAUGUAUAAAUAGUGUAUGUGAUACAUAAAAGCAGCUUGGAAGGAUUGUUGCUCAGCUUGAAAAUGUACUUUCUUUGUAUAAGAGACUUGGAAUGUUAAACAGCAGUACUUGAACAAGCAACUUGUUCAUUUUUUUUUUUUGUAACAAUUUUUGUACUGCUACUUAACCUCUGAGUCUACCUAUGGCUGUUCAGCCUUGCUGGCUAGUCACAUUGUAAAUGUGUGUAAUGGGAUGCCUUCCUGCUGUAGUUGUAACCCUAGAAAUUUUCCAUUGCAAAGAACCCAGCAGAAAGCAGUCUGCCUUCUAGUGAGAGUUGUCCAGGGUACAGUAUUACGAAUCUUUACUGCCUGUGUUACAUCUAAUGUGGGGUCAUUUGUGCUUACAGUGAUAUUAGAGAAAGCGUUGCCUCUUUGGUUAUGCAAUCUAUGAUAUUCAAACUUAAAUGAUGAUGCAUCUUCAUUUUUUUCAAUGCAAAAAAAAAAAAAGGACCAAGUUGAAGUGGCCUUAUUCUUUAGCUCAUGUCAGAGCUGUCAGAAAACAUAGCUUCAUUUUUAGGUAGGGCCAGCUUGAACUUUCACUGAAACUAAGUUAGCGUGUUAUAAAUUAAAUUGGUGGUAUACAAAAAAUGGGGGAUGUUACAGAAUUGAUUGUAAUCUCUUGGAGUUUUACGUCAUGAGUUACGGUUUAAUCUUCAGAAACUUCCAGGUAGUACUGUGGGAUUAAAGCCACAAAGGAUUUUUCAGGAACCCACAAUGUAAGUGGCACCCAAAUGUUCCUAUUGUUGGUAUGUCUUCUGAGAUGAACUCAAUUGUGUGCACUAAAAAAAAUGUCAAGCAAUAUUGGGAAUUGCUUUGCAAGUCAGAUAACCUGUGAUGUCAGAGUAAGACUGGAUUCUGAGCUGUUCUGUACGUUUAAGUAGCUUGUUAAAUAAUGUGGCUUUCCCUCAAGUUUAAUGUAGAGCAGCAAUAAAAGCACCUUAUGUGGUGAAAUUGUUUUUGUUAAAUCUUUCAGGUUCUCUUGUUUAGGAGGAUGUGUCAAGUGGAUGUCAAAAGGAUGUGUCAAAAUCAUAUGUAUCUUUUACAUGAAAUGGAGUAAAACACCUCAUUUCUAUCCAUUGGAAAAUAAAUUUUAUUUCAUAACAUCAGGUUGUUGUGGAAAACUAAUUGCAAAGUCCUGGAAUUCUCACAUGAAUAAAUUUUUAUUUGUAAGUAA